UUGGGCUCCAGGCGUCCUUGCAGGGCCGCGCUGGCCGCGCUCGACAUGUGCCAGUGGCUCAGCGGCCUGGGGCUCGCCUCCCUGGCCCUCUAUGGAGCGCUGUGCUGGUCUCUGGCCGGCGAGCUCGACGAGGUCGGGCUGAUCUGCGAGGCCAGCGCGAUGUUCAAAAGCUCGCCCACGACCUUCGUGCUUGCGACGGACAGCGCUUUCUGGCAGUACGUCGAAGCCUGCGAGAGCGUUCUACCAGAGCUGGAUGAGGCCAUGCGGAUCCACCUGAGAUACGCCCGCAAGGCUGGCAUCCUGGAGCUGGUCGUCAGCGACGUGUACCGGCUGCAGAAGCCACUCCCAGAGGCGAAGAGCUCGCAGGAGUGCGGCAGCACCCGGCGCAAGAUGGCGCUGGAGGAGCUCCGCCCGCAGGACAAGGGCGCCUACGAGCGGGCGGAGUUGAAGCCGCUCCUGGUGCCGAGCGUGCCGGCCAACCUCGCGGCCGAGGCGUUCCGCCACGCUGAGGCCGUGCAGACGCACGUCACGGUUGAAGGACAACCUUUAUGCAACUUCUUGGUGGUGCUUGUUUUCGUGGUCGACCUGGCCUGGGCUUCGACCUGUCGAAGAGGGUGGAGUGUGCUGGCCAGGCAGGAGCAGACGUUGGCCAGUGGUACAGGUGAAGCUCAGCUUCUCGCAGAGGUCGUGAAGUUCGACGCGAGGCGGACGCUGCCCUUCGAGCUGUUCGGUAUGACUUGGGAACGGUUGCACGAGAUGCACAGCAACGUCACAGGCGACGUGCCCGUCCUGCUCAACCACGGCUUCGAGGAGAAGGGGGCCAGGAGAUGCUGGGAGUGGAUGCGCUACUACACGGCGGUGUCGCCAGAGUGGGGCGCCAGGUCAAUACGGUCCUACUUCGCGCGUUUGGUUGUCCACCCGGUCAUGCUGUGGUUUUCAUGCCCCAGCUCGAGUACAGGCAGAACCACUUUCUUUAGCAUUUUUUUUCUCCUCCUGUCCUGCUGCUUCUCAUCCCCCGUCCUUCUCAUCAUGCUCCUCCGAGUCUUCCUGCUCCUCUUCCACCGCUUGCUCCCCCCCUCCUCUUUGUGCUCCUUCUGGUCGUCCUACUCUACGUCCUCCUGAUCCUCCUUUUCCCUCCUGCGCGCAACUCCUCCCCGUCGAACCACCAGACGCGUCGCUGGGGCGGGCUGGGCGCUUCGCCCGAGACGUCGCCACCGUCCAUGGCAUUCGAGCCCGAAGGUUCCAGCAGCUGCACCAUGGAGGGGCCUUAUCGGAGCUGGGCUCUCGCCUCGGUGCCGCGCGCGCCCGCCUCGCACACCCCCAGCGAUGGCACGGAGGGAGGGCGGACCGUCUGCGAAGCGAGGCUCCCGACUGGGUGCCGCGCCCGCCCGCCUUCACAGCACGAGCGGAGCGCGGGCCGCCUCCAGAAGGG
Molecule: messenger RNA, 1432 nt
Organism: Prorocentrum cordatum
Lineage: Eukaryota; Dinophyceae; Prorocentrales; Prorocentraceae
Source: the annotation of a GenBank genome assembly